CUUACCAGUCAGUCACCACCACCACUUUCCCUACCACUUCAUCUCCUUUCCGCUGCUAAAAGGCCCUUCUCUGCUCUCUCUUUCUCUAUGGCAACCAUGGUAAGACCGCCGUCAUUAUUCCUCAUUCUCAUUUCCCUCUCAUCCCUCUCUUUCCUCUGCGAAUCAAGACUCUCUUACACCUAUUACGACAAAUCUUGCCCAAAAUUUUCUCAAAUCAUUCAAGAUACCAUAACCAACAAGCAAAUCACCAGUCCUACAACCGCCGCCGGAACUCUCCGUCUCUUCUUUCAUGACUGCCUCCUCAAUGGCUGCGACGGUUCCGUUCUCAUCUCCUCUACUCCUUUCAACUCUGCCGAACGUGACGCCGACAUUAACCUCUCCCUUCCCGGUGAUGCCUUUGAUCUAGUCACUCGUGCCAAAACUGCCCUUGAGCUUUCUUGCCCUAAUACUGUUUCUUGCGCCGAUAUUCUAGCCGUAGCAACCCGUGAUCUAGUCACAAUGGUUGGUGGUCCUUACUAUAGUGUUCUGUUAGGGAGAAAAGAUUAUCGCAUCUCUAAAUCUGCUUAUGUAGAAGGCAAUCUGCCAAAACCCACAAUGCCGAUGUCAAAAAUUAUCGAUAUUUUUGGUUCUAAAGGUUUUAGUGUUCAAGAAAUGGUGGCGUUGAGUGGUGCACAUACUAUAGGUUUUUCUCAUUGUAAGGAGUUCAGGAGUUUUGUGUAUAAUGACACAGAUUACAAUCCAAGAUUUGCUCAGGGUCUUCAACAGGCUUGUGCAGAUUCUUACAAGAAUCCAACUUUAUCAGUUUUUAAUGAUAUAAUGACACCAAACAAGUUUGAUAAUGUGUAUUUUCAAAAUUUGCCUAAAGGGUUAGGCCUAUUAGAAUCAGAUCAUGGAUUGUAUAAUGAUCCAAGAACCAAGCCUUUUGUGGAGCUUUAUGCUAAAGAUCAGAACAAGUUUUUCCAAGAUUUUGGGAAAGCAAUGGAGAAGCUCAGUGUUUAUGGCAUCAAGACUGGAAGGAGAGGUGAGAUUAGGCACAGGUGUGAUGCUAUCAACUGAAAAUUUUAUGGGUUCGUUUUAUUUUUAUAAUUUUUUUUUUUGUUGUUGUGAUUUAGUUGAGAAAUUAAAGGGAUAAUGGGUGAUCGUGAAUGAAGAUUUUGGGUUUUAUUUAUGUAUUAAUUCUUUUGGUUAAUUGUGAGGAUCUGAAGUUGAUAUGUAUACAAUAUUUGUCUGCACUGAUCAUGAUAUCAAACUUAAAUUAUACAUGUUUUCUUUACUUUUUC
This is a messenger RNA of Jatropha curcas, 1280 nucleotides long. RefSeq names its product peroxidase 63. Lineage: Eukaryota; Viridiplantae; Streptophyta; Magnoliopsida; Malpighiales; Euphorbiaceae. Gene Ontology annotation, biological process: response to oxidative stress; hydrogen peroxide catabolic process. Gene Ontology annotation, molecular function: peroxidase activity; heme binding. The record is from RefSeq and is a predicted model, not a curated record.